Messenger RNA from Gadus macrocephalus (Pacific cod), 1740 nucleotides. Its product is annotated as troponin T, slow skeletal muscle-like. Gene Ontology annotation, molecular function: troponin T binding; tropomyosin binding. Gene Ontology annotation, biological process: slow-twitch skeletal muscle fiber contraction; sarcomere organization; regulation of muscle contraction. Gene Ontology annotation, cellular component: troponin complex. The transcript has 10 exons. Lineage: Eukaryota; Metazoa; Chordata; Actinopteri; Gadiformes; Gadidae. The record is from RefSeq and is a predicted model, not a curated record. Bases 946 to 1524 code for a protein of 192 amino acids.
CAUUCAAACUUCAAAUGGACCUGGUUUCAUACUUGCCUGACGUAGGUUGGAUAGAGGUCGUUUGUCAGAGAGAGAGAGGGAUGGAGAGAGAGGGGGAUUGAGAAAAAGAGUGAUCACAGAGAGACUUACUGAAGAAUCUCCUAACUAGUGCUGGAGCGUGGUCUGUACGUCUGUUUGUUUUCUUAAUGGCUCAGUGCAGCUCAGAGCAGACGAAAGGGGAUAAUGGAGCUGGCAGGUGUAAAUAGCUGCCCGUAGGCCCCCCUAAUACCACUAAAUCUAAUUAAAAGCAGAGCAUCCCUCUGAUGGUCAAGAGUGUGAGCUUAUCCUCGUCUGUGUCUCAUUCUCUGAGUCUCCAAAACAUCAACCUGACCUCCAGUUACCCCAAGUGGAUCCUAUCAUAUUGUGUCUCUAGACCCUUCGGAUCUCUCUGGGCGGUUACAUUGAAGUGUCCCUCAUCUUUCUCCAGGUCCACCAUGUCUGAUGGAGAAGAUGGGGUCCCUCAGGAGGGUAAGAGGGCUUGUGUUUCCUUACCGUCUCCAAACAUCUUCCCACCACUAGCUUCUCCUCACACGUUCGUUCUUCUUCUCUCUCAUCCGUUGUUCUCCAGAGGACGAGGAGCCGGCGGAAGGUCUGAACUCCCCUCUUGGUUUGAACUAACCCUUCAUUCAUCCUAAUCAAACCUACCAAACUCAAAGUAACUCACACCAACAGGCCUAAUGCUUGAUCCGUCUGUAUUGUGGAGUUUGCACAUGGCUGUGAUGGGAUCCAGGAGGUGAGGAGGUGGGGUUAGACUGGCUUCAGUUCUUCUGUUGUGGAUAUCUCAUCUCCUCUGUCUUGGCAGGUGAAGGAGAACGUCCCAAACAGAAGCCCCCGGUGUCCCAACUUGCGGCCCCUAAGAUCCCAGGGGGCGACCGGGUGGACUUUGAUGACAUCCACAGGAAGCGCAUGGACAAGGACCUGCUGGAGCUCCACACGCUCAUCGACGUCCACUUCCACCAGCGGCGGAGGGAGGAGGACGAGAUCGUCGCACUCAAAGACAGAAUAGAGAACCGACGUUCGGAGCGCGCCACGGAGCAGAGGGUUCGAGCGGAGAAGGAACGACACCGCCAGGCCAGGAUAGCGGAGGAGCGCCAGAGGAAGGAGGAAGAGGAGGCGAAGAAGAAGGCAGAGGAUGACGCCAAGAAGAAAAUGGUCCUCUCCAACAUGGGAGCUCACUUCGGCGGCUUCCUGGCUAAGAUAGAGCAGAAGCGAGGGAAGAGGCAGACGGGCAGGGAGGUGAAGACGAAGACGCUAGCAGAGAGACGCAGACCGCUGGUCCUCGACAACCUGAAGGAGGACGCCCUCAGAGAGCGAGCGGCUGAGAUGUGGAGCAGGAUCCACCUGUUGGAGUCUGAGAAGUUUGAUCUGACAGAGACCACCAAGAAACAGAAAUAUGAGAUCAAGGUGCUGUUGAACAGAAUCCAACAUGCUCAGAAAUUUAAAAAGGUUCACGGGAAGGGAAAGGUCGGAGGUCGUUGGAAGUGAUGACCUUUGACCUGCUGGACGUGACCCCCGACAGAUGAAGAGAAACACUUUAAUAGAAAUAUGUAGUUUAAUUGUAGAGUUAAAAUGUCUUGCUGUGCAAUAUUAUAUGAUAUUAUAGCGUCAAUACAAUAUUUCUGUAACUAAAUGUGUGUUGUUCUGUUUGAGUGUCUCUGUUCAUCUACGCAUUGUCCAAUAAAAGAGGAAGACUUAUGGUGA